Protopterus annectens (West African lungfish) is the source of this 6538-nucleotide messenger RNA. It is a transcript of the gene TIAM2, whose product is annotated as TIAM Rac1 associated GEF 2. Gene Ontology annotation, molecular function: guanyl-nucleotide exchange factor activity; protein binding. Gene Ontology annotation, biological process: activation of GTPase activity; small GTPase-mediated signal transduction; positive regulation of axonogenesis. The transcript is spliced from 30 exons. Lineage: Eukaryota; Metazoa; Chordata; Ceratodontiformes; Protopteridae. The coding region runs from base 719 to 5893 and encodes 1724 amino acids. The record is from RefSeq and is a predicted model, not a curated record. Gene Ontology annotation, cellular component: membrane; synapse.
AAGUAGAUGUUUUAGUGUUAAUUACCCUUCCUUGAAUGAGUACAGAGUUGGGGAUUUGUUUUCUUUGCUCGUAACGGAGCUAAUGAUGCUUUGACAAAGAACUACUAAACUUGGACCACAGACAUUGCUUUCGCAAAGACUUAAGUCAAGACGCUUAUUUUAUGUGUAACUGUGAAGGAUUCAGCAAGGCAAAGUUUCGAUUUUGUAAAGACAAACAGCUGAGAGAAAAAACCUCCAUGAAGGAAUUUGCCUGGGCAGAUUUAAAAUGGUAUAAGAUGACAAAAGACAUGAAGCAUUGCAAGUAAAAGCCAAAUACUGCAGGAUAUCCUGUAGUUGAAGAAUGGAGAUUAUUGGAGUAAUGUUUCAUAAAACAUAGUGGAAGGGAAAAUACCAAAUUAUUCAUGAAUGUAGUACUGUCAGUGGAAUAUUGUCCUGGUGUCUUUAACAAAACCGUACAAAACCAGACAUCAGCUGACUGAAGGUUCAGAUCUGAAAUGUAUUCAGAGUACUAUCAUGCAUAGUUUCCUGCAUUGUUUGGCCUUUUAAGUCUACAUUUACCUCCCAGAUGUAAAAUCAGGAGCUCAAUGGAUUCCAGUACCUUGUUUAGAAGGGAUGGAGGUUAACCCCAGCAUCAUGAAGAUUCGUAAGAUUCUCAGCCGUCCCUGUCUUUAAUGAUAGCUCUCCUGCAAUUACAAGGUGUCCCCAUUCCCAACACAAAAUGGGGAAUUCUGAGAGCCAGUACAACCUUCAGGGAUCCAGAAGUCCCAGUAUUGUGUUUCCUGGAGUCAAGCAGAAGUCCCUUUCUCAUAAGAUCCGAAAUGCACAUGCUAAGGAUGAGAAAGCUCGCUCUUCACAUGGCUGGGGACACAGUAGUAAUGGUACAAGUUUCAAAGCAAGAGCCUCAGGAAGAAGUUCCCUAUUUCAGCCAAAAGCUACUCAGCCCUACUUAUCACGUCAUUGUGACCCUGUGACCCGAACUCCCAAGAGCAAUGUGUAUGUCAAACAUAAGCCAAAUAUGCCAGGAAACAUCUGCCAUGGGAACAACACAUCACUUUUACCUGAGAAUUGCUUUCAUUUUAUUGACCUUAAAUCGAGAGGUAGUCAUGCUGAAACUAGGGAAUGCAAUGGCCAUGUUUUACGCAACUCUGGUGCACCUGAAACUGUAGCAGGGUCUGCAGAACUGGAGGACAGGAGAAGCCCUAAAGUUCUCAUUAAAACAUUGGGAAAGAUUGAUGGGUGUCUGAGAGUUGAAUUCCACAGUGCCAGCAGUCACAGAUUAUCCCCAGGGGACUCUAAUGGACCAGUCCAGUUGUUACGGUACUCACCUACUCCAGAAAUGUGUUCAGGUAAUUUAAAGGAUAUGCAGAGAGACUUCAAGUCAGAGUCUGGUGUGGAUCAGAGUCUUUUGCCUUGCAGUUCUAGACUGAUGUUCAGCAAAGGAAGUUCAAGUUCAGACUGCUCAUGGUACGACUCCCAUUGGAACAGUGGUAAGGAUUCUAAUGAGCUGGACCAUGCUUAUUUGACUGCUACCUCCACAGACUCAAAUAUAUACAACAAUCUUUUACCAAAUGACAAUGUUAAACUUUUUAACCAAAGGUCAUCACUUUCUUCCCUUCGUGAACUGUACAGGGAUUUGCACUUUAAUAGCAUGACCUCAGGAAAACAGCAUUCUGCUGAAUACCUUGGUACAUCUAUGAAUAAUCGGGUUUCUUUUGAAUCGGACCUUAGUUUUCCAUCAAAUGUAGGACCAGGAGGCCCAUUGCAGUACUCUUCAUACACACUUCCAUGUCGCAAGUCAAAACCAUUGACAGAAGAUGCUUCUAGAAAAGACACCUUGAAAAAUAGAAUGAGACGCAUUAGUGACUGGACUGGUAGCCUUUCAAGAAAGAAGAGAAAACUACAGGAGCCCAGAUCAAAGGAUUUCAGUGACUGCUUCGAUAGUGGAGUUGAUGGCCUCACUGUGGAUACUUGUUCUCCAUCUCAACAAUCCAGCUCUUUCUUGACAUCUGGUUCUUCACACACGCUGCCUUUAAGAAGUGAAUCCAGCAAUGCAAUCAGCAGUGAUACUGUGCGGCAGAACAUUUAUGAAAAUUUUAUGCAAGAAUUGGAAAUGGGUCAUGCUAAUGUAGAACAAACAGAAAGGUCCACAGAAACGGAAGAGUCCAGCAGUGACUCCUUUAUCUCUGUAGAGCACUUGGAUUUACUGUUUGAAAAAGAGCAAGGGGUAGUCCGUAAGGCAGGAUGGCUGCAGUUUAAACCUCUGAUUACUCUGCAGAAAGAGAGAAAACUUGAACUGGUCCCACGAAGAAAAUGGAAACAGUAUUGGAUUACACUUAAAGGUUGCACCCUGUUGUUUUAUGAGACAUAUGGGAGGAAUUCUGCAGAGCAGAAUGCUGCACCCAGGUAUGCCCUGUUGGCAGAGGACAGCAUAGUGCAAUCUGUUCCUGAACAUCCAAAGAAAGAAAACGUUUUCUGCCUAAGCAAUGCCUUUGGAGACGUCUACCUCUUUCAGGCUUUAAACCAAACAGAUCUGGAAAAUUGGGUCACAGCAAUACAUUCAGCCAGUGCUUCUCUUUUUGCAAAAAAACAUGGGAAGGAAGACACAAUCCGACUUCUGAAAAAUCAGACGAAGAACAUUGUUCAGAAAAUUGACAUGGACAGUAAAAUGAAAAAAAUGGCAGAGCUUCAACUCUCAGUUGUGAGUGACCCAAAGAACAGAAAAGCCAUUGAAAAUCAGAUUCAGCAGUGGGAACAGAAUUUAGAAAAGUUUAACAUAGACCUGUUUAGAAUGCGUUGUUAUCUGGCUAGCCUUCAAGGAGGGGAGUUGCCUAAUCCCAAGAGCCUUUUAGCAGCAGCAAGUCGGCCUUCCAAAAUGGCACUGGGCAGGCUUGGAAUCUUCUCUGUAUCUUCAUUUCAUGCAUUGAUUUGCUCAAGGGAUGAUACUACUUUCAGGAAGCGAUCCUUGUCCCUGUCUCAGCGAGUAAGAAGCAAGAGGGGAUUGUUUUCUUCACUAAAAGGUCUUGACCAUUUGUCUAGAAAAGGAAGAGAAAAAGGACCUGCAGUACCUCAGAUGUUUGAGUGUAAUGGAGGGCAAGGAAUUGUUGCUGCCUCAUUGCUUCCUUUAAAUCAAACCAAUUCUGCUGAGCAUCUUGAAGAAUCAGUGAAUGUAUGCUGCAUUCCAACUGAGGCUAGUUACAAUGAGACCUUCUCUGAACCCCUCCUGCAUGUCAUAUUCCCUGAUGGCAGUGUGAUGACCGUGCUUUUUAAACCAGAGUACAAGGUGAAAGACGUGCUGACUUUGGCGUGCAAGGAGAAGCAGCUAGAUCCCAGACUGUACGGUUUACUUCUGAAACAGUCUGUAGGUGGGACGGAAAAGUAUGCAGUACCUUCAAUGCACAAGUACUUGCACGAACAGAUCUUUGAUCAAGUGGAAGUUUUUCCGUUGCACGUCUAUGAUUUAAACCUUAGAAGACCUGAUGGAGUGGCUGAUUUUGGAUUUGCAGUGGCUGGACAAGCUGAUGGUCAUCAGUGCAGGCAGAUAUUUGUCAGUGAUGUCCUCCAAGAUGGUGUAGCAUUUAGCGAAGGGUUGCGAGUAGAUGAUGAGAUCCUGGCUAUAAAUGGCGAAGCUGUGUCUAAGCUUGAUCACAGACACGUGAAGUCACUCUUCACUGAGAAAAGUGUGACAUUAACCCUGAAGUCAUAUCACUUCAGUCCAAAACAUGCUUCUUCAUCUUCUUCCUCUAUCUCCUCAUCUGAAAGCAGCACUGACAAAGAGCAAAAACCACAUCUCCCUCCUUACAACCAGUCACAGCUUCUGGAAGAGUUUUUUGAUACCUUCGCAAGGAGUACAACAUCAGUUGCAGAUUUUGCAAAUGUUCCUGAUGUCACCACUUGUUUAACCAGCAGCGCAACAGAUGGGAGUCUGGAUCAGCUGGCACCAGGAGAAGGAAAUGAACAUUUAAAGAGUACAGAACAAGCUACUGCUUUCUAUCAGAGUUUGCAUGAGCUGUCACCAACCGAAAUGGAUGGACAGAAAGAAAUCUCUGAACCACCACUAAGGCCACUGACUCGACACUUGUCUGAUGCAGACCGGCUCAGGAAGGUCAUUCAGGAGCUUGUGGAUACUGAGAAAUCCUAUGUGAAGGAUUUGAGCUGCCUUUUUGAAUUGUACCUGCAACCCCUUCAGAGUGAGACAUUUCUUACACAAGAUGAGAUGGAAUCUUUGUUUGGAAGUCUGCCUGAAAUGCUUGAAUUCCAGAAGAUAUUCUUGCAAACUUUAGAAGACGGUAUUGCCACUUCCCCAGACUUCAAGACUUUAGACACUCCUUCACAGUUCCGGAAAUUGCUGUUCUCGGUUGGAGGAUCCUUCCUUUAUUAUGCAGACCACUUCAAACUUUACAGUGGGUUUUGUGCAAACCACAGCAAGGUUCAGAAAGUACUAGAAAGAGCAAAGACAGACAAAGCUUUUAAGGAAUUUCUGGAUGCUCGUAAUCCAACAAAACAGCAUUCUUCUACGCUGGAAUCUUACCUGAUCAAACCUGUGCAGAGAGUGCUGAAGUAUCCGCUUCUGCUGAAAGAGUUGGUUUCUUUAACUGACCCCGACAGUGAAGAACACUAUCACCUGACAGAAGCAUUAAAGGCAAUGGAGAAGGUGGCAAGUCACAUCAACGAAAUGCAGAAAAUUUAUGAAGACUAUGGUGCUGUGUUUGAUCAGCUGGUUGCAGAACAAAGUGGAACUGAGAAAGAGGUGACAGAACUCUCAAUGGGAGAACUUCUGAUGUAUGCAUCAGUUAGCUGGCUGAAUCCUUUUCCAUUAAUGGGUCGCAUGAAAAGGGACCCUGAACUUACAGUGUUUGUUUUUAAGAGAGCUGUCAUACUGGUGUACAAAGAGAACUGCAAACUAAAGAAAAAAAUGCCCACAAAUGCCCGCUCUAGCUAUUGCCAUGGUGACACAGAUCCAUUUAAGUUCAGAUGGCUGAUUCCUUUAUCUGCUCUUCAAGUCAGGCUUGGAAAUGCAGCAGGAACAGAGAAUAGCUGCAUGUGGGAGCUGAUACACACAAGAUCUGAAGUAGAGGGGAGACCAGAGACGAUAUUUCAGUUAUGCAGCAGUGAUUCAGAAAGUAAAGGUAAUAUAGUCAAGGUAAUUCGCUCAAUUCUGAGAGAAAAUGCCAGACGUAAUAUAUUAAAAGGUGAAUUGCCAUUGGAGAAAAUAUGCAAAGAUCGUUUAGCUCCACUGAGAAACAGAGUGCCAACUUCAGCCAAAUUUGGUUCAUCAAGGUCUUUAAAAUUAUCCAAGAUUCCAUCUACUGAGUGCAGCAGAGAGACUACAAAAAAGAAUACAGAUUCUGAUGAAUGCAGUCUAGGCAGCAGCACACACAGUAGUAGCUGCCAUACCACAGAGAGCAGCCUGGACUCUCAAAACUUGUUACAUGCAAAACCGUUCAAUAGAAAUACACGUGAUCUCAGGGAAUCAGACAUCCUCAGUGAUGAUGAUGAUUAUUGCCAGACUGUUAAGAAAGAAACUGCAAGUAUGGACAUAGCGGAUCAAUUAAAAAGUCUGACAAUUUGUGAUGGCCAAAGUGCUGAACAGAAGUUAGCAAUUGAAGCUGAUGCUACACAAACAGAGCAGGAGGCAGAGCAUCCCAGACUUGUGCGAGCACAUUUUUGCCCAAUAAAACGAAAGGCAAAUAGCACAAAACAGAAACCUGCAAUCCUACUAGCUAUGCAGGCGCAUAGCCGUUCUCUGGACAGUCAGUCUGAUGGAGCAAGUGUGGAUCUCAGCUCCAUCUUGGAACGAGAAUUUAGUAUUCAGAGUUUAACUUCUGUUGUUAAUGAGGACUGUUUUUAUGAACCAGUGGAGAACCAUGGAAAGCCAGAACUGCCAGCCCUCUGAGCAACAUUUAGCAAUGUCAACUCUGCAUGUACAUUUUUUUGUUUAUAUGUCUUAUUAAAAGCCAUUUGCACCUGACUUUGAAAAGAAAAUAGCAAUUGACAAAGACUUGCAAAAAGUCCACCCAUUAUUUGGUUCUGUGCACUAAAGGACCUAUUUUUAUUUUACCUUAGAAUUAAUUUUAAGGUUUCAUAAAUUAAUUUUAUAUACCAGAAUAACUGUUGGUUUAAUUUAUUGUGGUUGUCUAACACUACAUAAGUCAAAGAUAUGAUUUGUAUAUUACUUUGCUUGUUUUUUUUUUUUUUUGAGCAGGCUUCAAAAUUCUACCAUUGCCAACCAAAAUAAAGAAAAUCUUAAUGUUUUAGUGUAAAUUGUAUUGAAGAUAAGCAGUGAUUUUUGUGUAUAUUUUCACAGUAAAAUGCUAUCUUUGGCGCUGUAAAGACAUUUUUUGUGUAGACAAGAGUUAAAUUAUUUUUUCAGGUAUUUAGUAUACUGUAGAUCUUGCCAAAUGAGUAACUUAGUGCAGCUGUCUCCAUGUGUUACUGGUAAAAUCAUUUGGUUUUAUGUAAAAAGAUUUGUAUUGUACCCUUUUUAUGUUUGUUGGCAUUUUUAUUUGUAUACUGUACAGUAAAAAGUGUUAUACUUUUA